GUUACCAGUGCAUGUGAAAUGACUCAUUCUGGCCACAAGGUGGCAGUAAAGCUCGGCGCCAUUGUUUACUGUGAAUAAAAAGAAAACCAGCUUUGUAUUAGUUGCUGACGCAUGCUGUACGCGUAUUAUUGAACAAACAUGUAAUAUCUUGUUAGAAUAACCAGAGCUGUACAGCCACAGGGCCAUGGCUGAGUCAGCCGAACAAGGACUUUGGCAUUGGGACUAACGGUUUCUUUCCCCUUUCUCCCUGACUUGCCUGAUAGUAGGGAAGCACACAUGAAGAUGCUGCUGAAGGUGCCCCAGAAGCUGCUGAGGACAGCUCACUACAUCGAGCUGGGCAGCUAUCAGCACUGGCCGGUGCUCGCACAGCAGAGGAUAAGACUGUACACCUACGAACAAAUCCCCCUGUUCCUGAAGGAGAACCCCUACAUCACAGAUGGCUACAGGGCCCACCUGCCUUCCAAACUCUGCCUGAGAAGUAUUUUUAUUAUGUCAAAUGAGACGGUGAAUAUCUGGAGUCACCUGCUGGGCUUCAUUCUCUUCUUCUCCCUUGGCGUCAACGACGUCACGUCGGUGCUGCCAGCCUCUGGAGCUAACAAAGAGGAUUAUGUCAUUUAUACCAUUGGACUAUUUUGCUUCCAGGUGUGCAUGUUGUGUUCCGUGGGUUAUCAUCUGUUCUCAUGCCACCGCUCAGAGAAGACGAGUCGUCGCUGGUUGGCUUUGGACUACGCAGGCAUUUCUGUUGGCAUCUUGGGAUGUUAUGUGCCUGGCAUCUUUUACGCCUUCUACUGCAACGCUUUUUGGCGGCAGGUCUACCUCAUGACGGUGCUGUCCCUGAUCCUGGCUGUCUUCUGCACCCAGGUUCACCCCCGCUACCUUAGCGAUGAUUGGCGGUGGAUCAGGGUGGCCAUCUUCUGCUGCAUGGCUGGUAUCAGUGUGGUUCCGGCGACCCACUGGGUGUGGCUCAACGGGGGAUUUACCUGUUAUGUUGUUCAGCGGUUCCUGCCUCGAAUGAUUGUCAUGUACCUGCUUGCUGGAUCUGCCUUCAUAUUCUACGUUACUAAAAUCCCUGAGCGCUACUUCCCUGGCCAGAUGAACUACCUUGGUGCCAGUCACCAGGUGUGGCACGUCCUGGUGGUUGUUAUGUUCUACUGGUGGCAUCAAACCGCAGUUGAAAUCAUGCAGUUCAGGCACAGCCAGCCUUGCCCGACACGGACAAAAUGACAAGGAACAAACAACGUAUCAAUGCACUUGUACAACAGAUAUCCCUGGGUUUGUACUGGAAGCCUAAACAUUUGGUGAAUACUUACUAACAGGCGGGUUCACCUUGAGCCUUUAUGUGUCACUAUCGGCAAUUGCCAGUAUACAGAACAGUAAAUCAAUGCAUGAAGAAUUUUAUUUAUGUAUAGAAUAAGAGUUUUUUUGUUUUUGCUGGUAAUUAUCUCAUGGCCGCUUGAGAAGGACAUAUCAUUUUUUGCACAGACUAUUGAAAAAAUAUCUGCGGACUGAGCCUAUUUGAACAAAGUGACAUUGUGAACGGCGCGGAGCACACCGCUGCCUCAAGUGUUCAGAAGCAUGAGGUGCAUGUGUUGGGGGGGAAAUUACUGUCACUUUAUUUCUUAAUACGACUUGAUUUGUGAUUUUUUUUUGUGUGUACCACCCGAAGACAGCUGGGAUUCUUCACGAGCUGGGACAGUAUAGAAAAUGAAUGAAUGAAUGACCAUGAAGAAUGGACUCAACGUCGAGAGAGUAUUACACAAUCAACUGCAUUGCUGGAAUAAUUGCAUUUAAGGCAGAACUGUAUUCCAAAAACAAUUAUCAAUCAUUAUCAUAUGUAUUCCCUCAUAAAAUUAAGCGAUUAUAUUCUCUUCUCUAUCAAUGAUAUGUCCUUUGUUGGUUGUACGUAUAGAAAAUCACUAUAAAUGCAUAGAACGAACAUUUAAUGAAAUUGGUCAACUAAAACAACAUACUGACAACUUGAAAUGGUUUCAUAUAAAAAUAUCUUUUUGCAUGGUAUAGAUAUCUAUUUUUGUACAUUUGUGUUUGGAUGGUUGCAUGUUAGUUGGCACUCCUCCUGUACAGGACAACAGCUUUGUACUUCACACAAUCAUAUGUGUAAUGCUUGAAUAAGCCCAGUGUGAAGUGAUGCAGGUUGCCUGAAGGGCUUUUAUUGUUCAUAUUUUCCCUCAAUCUUUGUUUUACUUCAUUUGCCUUAUGCUGAACUAGAACACAAAAAAUAUGCACGACCUUGAUUUUUUUUUCCACCACCAAUGCCACUACAAUUGUGUUAAAAAUAUCCAAUGCAUGACAACUAGGCUGAAAGCACAGUGAUUUAAUGUUGCCUUUUUGAACUCAUCUUGUGUGUUUUUCCCAAAUAUUUUGUACAGGGAAAUGCCAUUGAAGCUAUUUUGAAUUAAUAAAGAAUGUUGCAAAAUAUCUUAAAGGUCUUAU
Molecule: messenger RNA, 2451 nt
Organism: Doryrhamphus excisus (bluestripe pipefish)
Lineage: Eukaryota; Metazoa; Chordata; Actinopteri; Syngnathiformes; Syngnathidae
Product: progestin and adipoQ receptor family member 3-like
Cellular component (GO): membrane
Molecular function (GO): signaling receptor activity
Source: RefSeq, a predicted model, not a curated record